Messenger RNA from Cannabis sativa, 1448 nucleotides. Its product is annotated as putative lipid-binding protein At4g00165. Bases 1 to 396 code for a protein of 131 amino acids. The transcript has a single exon. The record is from RefSeq and is a predicted model, not a curated record. Lineage: Eukaryota; Viridiplantae; Streptophyta; Magnoliopsida; Rosales; Cannabaceae.
AUGGCCACUCGAGGUUUCAUUGUUAUGUUCUUUUUUAUUGUGUUUAACUUUGUGCUGUUCAGUUGUGUUGCCUCUAAUAAGGUCCCAUGCCCUCCAAAGGGGACUCCUUCCCCUGCAGACGUCCCUAUGACCAAAGGCAAAUGCCCCAAAGAUACCCUCAAAUUUGGGGUUUGCGGUAGCUGGCUGGGGCUGGUUACUGAGGUCAUUGGGACUAAACCCAGUGAGGAAUGUUGUACUGUGAUUAAGGGUCUGGCAGAUCUUGAAGCUGCAUUGUGUCUUUGCACUGCAAUUAAGGCCAACGUUCUGGGACUUGUCAAAGUCAAGGUGCCUAUUGCUAUCAGUCUACUAGUCAACUCAUGCGGAAAGAAAGUUCCAGAAGGAUUUGUUUGUGCUUAGCUUUCAAACUUUGAAUGUGCUUGUUUCUUUAUUCUACUAAAAUGUACUCCCAUCAUUAUUAUCUUUUUUUUUUCUCGAUGAAAUAAAGCAAGUUAUUAGUCUUCAUUUAAAUGCUUUUAUGUUCAGUUCAUUUGUUAGUGAUGUCUGCAUUGUAUUUCUCCUGCUUAUAAUUAAAUUAGACUUUUGAACACAUUAUUUUCAUUAUAAAACAUUAUGUAGCACAACAAAAACAACAUUCUUGAAAUAAAGACAUUAUGUUACAUAACCUGUAAUUUUAUUUAUUUAUUUUUUCCAUUGCAAACAGUAGACUGAUGAUAAAAGACAAUAAUGUAUGGAAGCAAUACAAGCAUUUCAAUCAAAUCAACAAAAGGGUGUAACCAAACAUUUAGAGGCAAGCCAUAGAUGACGAUCACGAUGACUCAGGCGUCCGUAGUUGAUACAUUCCAAGUUGUUGAUGUUUAAUUAAAAAGAAGAAAACGUCACAAAUGAUCACGGAACAUGAUCUUGUGAAACCGAUUAUACCACCAAAUUAAGGAAACACAUAUAUAAUACAAUAUAAAAUGGUAGUGAGUACUGAGUGCCAUAAACUUAUGCACAUUUGAAGCCUUUAGGGGACUUCUUGCCACAUUGGUUCAAGAGCAAGCUCAAUGAGACAGGGACAUUAAGGUUGAUUCCCAAAACUUGGGCCUUAAUAGCAGUGCAAAGGCAAACGGCAGCAUCAAGAUCAGCAAGACCUUGGAGAAGGGAGCAGCAUGGGGUGGCUGAUGGGGUUCCCACAACAAUGUUUACUAAUCCAUUUAGCAAGUCAGCACAUACCCCCAACUUAAGGGUGUCCUUUGGGCAACUACUCUUAGAGCCAGGGCUUGGUGGAGUAGGCAUCGGUGGGGAUGGCUUUAGUGGAGAAGGCUUUGGUUUUGGUGGUGGGCAGUAAGUUGAACUGACCAGUGUGAAGAAAAGAAGAUUGAGGGACAAAAGAAAAGCAGUAGUUGCCAUAGUAGAAGCCAUUGUUUUACUCUUUAGGCACUAAUUGGAUUUGGUGGAUUUCUUGGUAC